This is a messenger RNA of Ostrea edulis (European flat oyster), 2026 nucleotides long. Its product is annotated as neuropilin and tolloid-like protein 2. The transcript is spliced from 6 exons. The record is from RefSeq and is a predicted model, not a curated record. Bases 271 to 1275 code for a protein of 334 amino acids. Gene Ontology annotation, molecular function: protein binding. Lineage: Eukaryota; Metazoa; Mollusca; Bivalvia; Ostreida; Ostreidae.
UAGUGUUAUAGGAUAGGUGCGUUAGAACGCGCGUGUGUUAGGAGACUUAGCACGUAUUGAUAUCUGUAAUUGUGAUGGAUGAAUCGUGAUGGCGCCGGUUAAUUCCGUAGAUUUGAAAUAUAGGGCAGUGGAAGACUCUCCGGCCCUUCACACAGUUUGCUCGCUUAUGGUGUCCUAAAGUCCUUCUGUGUUAGGGAGACUCGUCAUAGUGUCCAUCUGAGAAGGAAAUUUAGGAACAUCUGUAGAAAAGAGCGCCUUACUAAAAUCGCCAUGGAGACUCGUGGGGCGAAUUGUGUCCGAAUCAUCGUCUUCCUCCUUAUGUUUUCUUCAUCGUCCGGGUUUUACCUCAUUACUGAUUACUACAUGGAUCCUGAUUUGGGAAGUUCUUUUGGGGGAGUCUGCAAUAAGAGAGUGGAAGAUGCUUGUGCUUUUCUAAACAGCCACUUAGACCCAUUCAGUCUAGCAGAUUACAGCAAUAAUAUCGAUUGCACGAUGGUGUUCGAUGCUGGCAAAAUGGCUGGCGCCAAAUUUAAAUUUGAUUGGCUGUACUUCAAUCUGGAACCUGGGGAUUGCUCCAAAGACUACUUGGCAAUCUACGAUGCAGACAUGUCGGCCAUUGCACCAUCAAACCUUGUAGGAAAAUUCUGUGGUUUACAUGGUGUUAGCUUUAAUGGAACUCCGACGGAUCGCUACAUGACAUUUGUGUUUCACACCGAUGGAUCUGGGAAAAGAAGUGGUUUCCGACUGAAGGCAACUCGUUAUGAACCCUCUCCUUGUCAGUCAGAAGAGUUCUUUUGUAACGACACAAUAGCUAACAACAUUUGUAUCGACGAACGUCUGGUCUGUGACGGAACACAACAUUGCAGCGAUAACUCGGACGAACUCAACUGUUCCUUUAUGGACGAGCUCUUGGGGUCGUUCUUCGCACUAGGACUGGGAGGAAUGGUGAUGUGUGGAAUUGCUUGUAUCGGAGGUUGUGUGGGAUUAUGGACAGUGGUGGGGGCUCUGACAUGCUGCAAAAAAUGCUGCGUCAAAUGCUGCUGCUGCUGGCCAUGCUGCAAGAAGUGCAAAGGCGGCGCUGGAAAUUCUAAAGUUGAGCCCGGUACAGAAAUGGACGAUCAUGACCCUGACUUUUCACCCCCGCCCACAUACCGAGAAACGACCAAGUUAGAGGAGGAUAUAGAAUGGGAUGACGUGGAGGACGACGUCCAGCACGAGAAAGCUGCCGGAAUAGGUAGUCAGGGCGCCAAAAAUAACUUAGCCGAUGUGGAAUGAUCAAGUCCAAUUGUCUAUGAACCUGGGAGUUGAAUGUGCUCACAAAUCUUUUCAAAUUCAUCCAUAAUCGCAUACUGUGGACACGGUUUUCAACAGUAUCACGUCUAUUAUUUCAUUAAAGUUUAUUUUCAUUGUAGUUAUUUCAAUGCAAGUAUGGGAGCGUUGAUCGUUCCUUGGUAUAACAAUUUUGGGAAAAAGGUGCUCAUAAUCUGUCGCAUAGAAUACUUGAGUGGCACGCAAUGGGCUUACCAUGUAAACUGGUAUGCCGUAAGUGUAUCCUAGAAUAUAAAAUAAUGACAAGUUCACCCUACGGGAUUACACUGAAAUUAUAGCCACACACAAAAAAAAAAAAACCCCAAAAACAAAAACAACCCAGACAAGUGAAGAAACUACAUGUAGUAUGCAUUAUUUCUAUGUGUUCUAGUGUAAAAGCGAACUAUGUGUUUUUGAAAUUAUAAAAAUAUUUAUCUACGCUGAAAAUAGCAACUGAGUUGCAUUGAAAAUGAACUCGCUUCUUGAUCUAUGUGGUUUGUUUUUGGUACUUGUUAUUCAUGUAAUGAAGUAAACAUUUCGGAACCCUUCGUUCCAUGUUGUUGGUUAUGGGAUUAUACAUCUUUGUUUUCCUUUAUUUAUUAAAUUAUUUAUUUUACUGAUAGUUGUCAUGUGUAUAGGUGCCAAAUUGUUAAGCGUAUUUCUUUUGCCAAUAAAAUCAUUGUCCUUACAUAACACAAAUAAGUUUCUUGUUAUUUUU